CAUUUUCCGCUCGGCAGUACAGUCCUCCACCGGUAGGGGGCAGAGCGGCGCCUGAUGACGAAAAUAAUCUCCUCACCGGAAGAAGAAACCUCCAGCUAGGCCAGCCGCUGCAACUUAACAUAAACAUUGGCGCAUCUUUGGGGAUUUUGAAUCAUUUAAUUAAUUUGACCUUUUUUUCUCCACGUUUAUACUUAUAAAAUUGCCUCAUGAUGUAAACGAUAUUUUAAUAUUUAAUGCACAGUUUGGUUUGUUUGGACUMCGGAUCUACGAAAGGCCUGGAUGUUGCCCUGCUAACUAAUGCCGAUGAUUCAGCUGGAGAAACCAGUUUUGACUGGUACCAUGCCAGUGGUGUGGCCCACCAUCCUCGACUUGGGGAGGGACGAGUGUAAAAGAAUUCUCCGUAAGCUAGAGCUGGAGGCGUACGCGGGAGUGAUCAGUGCCCUGAGAGCCCAAGGAGACCUGACAAAGGAUAAGAAGGAUCUACUGGCAGACCUCACUAAAAUUCUCGGCAUCUCAACGGAGCGUCAUCGUGCAGAAGUCCGCAGGGCCGUCAACGAUGAGCGUCUCACCACCAUUGCAUAUCACAUGUCUGGUCCAAACAGCUCGUCUGAGUGGUCCAUCGAAGGACGCCGGCUUGUUCCUUUGAUGCCGAGGCUGGUCCCUCAGACGGCCUUCACGGCCACCGCCAACGCCGUGGCCAGCAUCACAGCCAAUCAGAACGCCUCGCUUCUGCUGCCAGCUGAAACAGGGAACAAAGAAGUCGUGGUGUGUUACUCCUAUACAAGCACCACCUCCACCUCCACCAGUGCCACGGCGUCGAGCGGGCUCGUAGGAGCAACAGUGAAGUCCCCCCGGCCUGCCAGCCCUUCGUCCAACGUGGUGGUGCUGCCCAGCGGGAGCACGGUCUACGUCAAGAGCGUCAGCUGUUCCGACGACGACGAAAAGCCUCGCAAACGAAGACGCACCAACUCGUCCAGCUCGUCUCCGGUGAUGCUGAAGGAAGUGCCCAAGGUGUCCCCGUCAGUGUCCAAGAACAUCACGGUGCCGGUGAGCGGCAGCCCCAAGAUGAGCAACAUCAUGCAGAGCAUCGCCAACUCCCUGCCCCCUCACCUGUCCCCUGUCAAGAUCACCUUCACCAAACCCGCCAUCCAGACCACCAGCGCCGCCACGCAGAAGGUGAUCAUUGUGACGACCUCUCCCAGCUCCGGCUUCGUGCCCAACAUCCUGUCCAAGUCUCACUCGCACAACAAUGCCGCCGCCAAGCUGGGCUCCACCUCCAUCCUGACCAUGCCCACCCAGAAACAGACGAUGGUCUUCCCAGCCAGCUCCUCCUCCAACACCAUCGCUGUGACCACGGUGGUCUCCUCCACGCCGUCGGUGGUCAUGUCGACCGUGGCGUCGUGUGCUGCUUCUGCCGGAGUGAAGGUGGCGUCGGCCAGACUGCCCUCACCAAAGACCCUGGUGGGCUCCCCCACUCAGAUCUUGGCUCAGUUCCCCAAACAGCAGUCCCCCAAACACCUGCAGCAGGGGUCAUCUUUAGGAGCCCCCAGCAUGACUCAGAGCCAGACCAGCACCAACCCUCCAGGAGCCAAACCCACCAUCCAGAUCAAGCAGGAGUCUGGAGUGAAGAUAAUCACUCAGCAGGUGCAGCCCAGUAAAAUCCUGCCCAAACCCUCCUCUGUGGCUCUAUCCAGCAGCAGCUCUUCGCCCAUCAUGGUGGUCAGCAGCAACGGCACCAUCAUGACCACCAAGCUGGUCACUCAGCCGACAGCCACCCAGGCCACGUACACCAGACCCACGGUUAGCCCCAACAUCGSCACCAGGAUCUCGGCCUCCAGCGGCGGCACCACCUACGUCAAAACCACCAGUGGCAGCAUCAUUACGGUGGUCCCCAAGUCUCUGGCCUCCCUCGGCGGGAAGAUCAUCAGCGGCAACAUCGGCUCCGGGACAACCACAAAGAUCACCACCAUCCCCAUGACGUCCAAACCCAACGUCAUCGUGGUGCAGAAAACAACCGGCAAAGGAGCCACCAUCCAGGGCCUGCCGGGGAAGAACGUGGUCACGACGUUAUUAAACGCCGGGGGUGAGAAGAGCCUGCAGGCGGUCCAGGGGACCAAACCGGCCAUCAUCACCACCACCAGACCCAUCACCAAAAUGAUCGUCACGCAGCCCAAAGGCCUGAGCUGCGGCUCCCAGUCCACCGCCACCAAAAUCAUCCCGACCAAGAUCGUCUACGGCCAGCAGGGCAAAACACAGGUUCUCAUCAAACCCAAACCAGUUUUCCAGACGGCGAUGGUAAGCGAACAGACCCGGCAGCUCGUCACAGAGACCCUGCAGCAGGUGACCCGCUCCGCAGAGGUCAGCCAGGGUCAGACCUUGGGCCCGGACGGAUCCAGGAAGGAUGAGACCGGCAGCCUGAUGGAGGCCUGCAGCCUAACAGGCGAGGCCUCCCAGAGCAGCACUCAGGAGGUGCCGACUGUAGUGCACGUGCUGUCCUCCAGAGAGCAGGAUUGGACAGAACAGGAAGUGGCCGUGGAGUCCAGCCCCACCAUAAUUUAUCAGGAGGUGUCUGGAGGGGAAUCCCAGUCUGCCACUUCCACCAUCAAAGCUCUGGUGGAGCUGCAGCAGACUUCAGUGAAGGAGAAGUCAGAGCCCAAACCCAAGCAGCACACCAUCGACCUGAGUCAGAUGGCGGUCCCCAUCCAGCUCCCACCGGAGAAGCCCGGUCCCCAGUCACCCAGACCGUCGACCUCRGAGGCCGAGCCCAGCGCCGAACCGGUCGCAGCAGGUAAAGGCGGCGGAGCAGCAGAGCCUUCGGCGGAAGAUGACGCCAUCACGCCAUGCAGCAGCCAGGUUACAGUGGCAACCAAACCCUCCGCCUCAGCUGCCCCCUCUGUGGCGGCGGCGUCUCACGCGGCAGCAGACGGGAAAACGGAGACAGUGAUGGAUGCUGCGGAGCUCGAGGGGGACACUCUGGACCCUCAGACGGGUUUGUUCUACAGAUCCAACCAGUCGGCACCAGCUCCACCCACAGCGACUCAGCAGCCUGCACCGAGCCGAUCUGAGGCCGAACAGAGCUCCGCCUCCACCCCGCAGGCCCCGCCCACGCCUCCGCAGCUGCAGAGCAAGCCUCAGCCUUCACCUUCCUCAUCCACUCCCCCUCUGACGAAAAAAGUCCUGAAACCACGAGAUCAGACCCCGCCCAGACCCCAGACUUUAACGCAGAGCCCCAAGGACCGACCUCCGACCGUGUCGGCUCAGGCCGCGCCGAAGGUCACGCCCCCCGGCGCAACGGCCAAGCUCUCGGUGACKCCGCAGCUCCCCAAGCUGCAGCACGCCCCCACCUCCCUCCACAGGCCGCUGCACACACCCAUGUCCCACCCCCCUCCUCUGCAGGCGCACCACCCUGUCAGCACAGAGAAGAUAGCCUCCAGCCAGCAGCCAAUCAUCACACAGAGUGCCACCGUCACAAAGAUUACCUUCGGCAGCUCGCACCAUCCGCCGCCCGUCUUCAGCAGCGGGGAGGCGGCCGCCAAGCUGAUCCCAGAGUCCAGCUCGGGACCCCCGGGGGACAAGCCGAGCGUGUCGGACAUCCUGAAGAUCUCCAUGAUGGAGGCGGAGAUCGACCCCUGCACCGAGCCCAUGGUGGUGGACUCCUCCAGCGACUGCAGCCCUCUGGGGAAAACCCUGGAGGUCCAGGCCGUGUCGGGGACGCUGGACUCGGGCCAGUUCAUCAGCAGCUCGGGGGCCGGCCUGAAGCCCCAGCAGUUCAGCUGCGUUCAGGGCCUCGCGGCGCAGAGGAACAAAGACGACCUGGAAGUCAUCGAGGUGAUCCCUCAGUUCUCCAUCCUGCCGGACUCCAGCCAGUCCAACGUGGUGGUGGAGCCCAGCGGCUUCCUGGAGAUCACCAACUACACCAGCCAGCAGCUGGAGGAGGACAGCCCCAUGGAGCAGGAGGUGGACAGCAGCAACGACGAGGCCGCCGCCUCCAGCCCCGCCAGGCGCCCGUAGUUCCCUCUGAACUUCUUUGUUUUCAACCGGAGGUUUUUAUUUUUCUCCCUCCAUGACUGUUUUUUUCUCCCCACAACUAAUGGCCCAUGUGGUUUUUAAUGGCCAAACCUGUGAGCGAGGUGAAAGGAUUCGUUUUAGUCCCAGACAGCUGGAAGGUAGCCUCUCCGAACACAAAACCUCCAACUCCCAGGACUUUGAGAGAGUUUAGAAACAGGAGGAUUUGGUUCCACUUCACAUUUCAGAUACUCUGUUAAUAUCGGUCCGGAGACAACGCCUCUCUUCAGAUUUACUGAGUUGUUUUUUUUUUUUCUGAGACCCGCCCUGAGUAACUUAAAAAAUAUAUAUCUGCCACCUUUUUCUGAAAAACGCUGCAAGUUUGUCUUUACAAAGUGUUAAAACUGAGCGUUUCUUCAAUACCUUUUUCAAAAUGGAAAACAUUUGAUCUGCACAGACUCUUGAGUGGAACAGGAUAGUUCACAGGAUGUAUUUUUAUUGGAUUCAACAACAAACGCUUUAAAAUAUUCUCUCUUUUCUCAUAAAAAGCGCAAAACUUGUA
Messenger RNA from Austrofundulus limnaeus, 4567 nucleotides. RefSeq names its product EMSY transcriptional repressor, BRCA2 interacting (gene emsy). The transcript has 20 exons. The record is from RefSeq and is a predicted model, not a curated record. Lineage: Eukaryota; Metazoa; Chordata; Actinopteri; Cyprinodontiformes; Rivulidae. Gene Ontology annotation, biological process: regulation of DNA-templated transcription. Gene Ontology annotation, cellular component: nucleoplasm. The coding region runs from base 298 to 4011 and encodes 1237 amino acids.